AUGGCUUUUCAAUUUAAUUUUUCUAUUGAUGAAUAUGACAACAAUGAAGCAGACACUCACGAUAAAACGGACGUACAGCUGCACUCUCCAAAACACAAGCAGGAAUCCACAGAAAAAAGUAGGCAAGCUGCUGACACUGUUGGUGACUCCAGCCCGAGGCUGGGUACAAAUAAUUUCCAAGAUGAGAAACCAUCACAGAAAAAUUUGUGCUUUAAAGCUGCCAAGGAGCAUGACAUACCUGAAGAUCUCAACAAAGUAUUGGAAAAUAAAGUCAUGAAAACAGUAUCAGGCCUGUAUUACAGAAACAUGUCUAUAGUGGAAAUGACAUGCUUGGGUGAUGCUGACAAAGAAGGCAUUGUGUCUAAAAGUGUUUCUUCUCAUUCUGAUCUGAUCCCAGGAGUCUAUGAGGGAGGACUGAAAAUUUGGGAAUGCACCUUUGAUCUCAUAGACUACUUUUCCGAGGCUGAAAUACAAUUCACCAACAAGACUGUAUUGGAUCUUGGCUGUGGGGCUGGUCUGCUGGGAAUAGUCGCUUUAAGGGGUAAAGCUAAAAAAGUCCAUUUUCAGGACUAUAACAGCACAGUGAUUGACGAAAUAACUUUGCCUAAUGCAGUGGCUAACUGCGUAAGGACAGGCAGUGGAGGUGACACUAAAACUAGCCAGCCUCCUUCAAAGAGGCCCAAGAAAGCAGAGCACCCACCCAACAUGCUCACAAGAUGCAGAUUUUUUUCAGGAGAGUGGUCUGAAGUCAGCCGGCUCCUGUUAAGCAGCAACAAACCCUUUUCAAAGUAUGAUAUAAUACUCACAUCUGAGACUAUCUAUAAUCCUGACUACUACGAUGCUUUGCAUGACACACUAGCUCAGCUCUUGGAUAAAAAUGGCCGUGUGUAUUUGGCAAGCAAAGUACAUUAUUUUGGGGUUGGUGGUGGUAUUCCCCUCUUCGAGAACUUAAUUGAAGAGAGAAAUGUGUUUAGGACCAGCAUAGUUAAAACAACAGAUAAAGGACUGCAGCGGUGUAUUGUGGAAAUGGCUUUUAAAGAUUCCAGUUAA
Nestor notabilis (Kea) is the source of this 1050-nucleotide messenger RNA. It is a transcript of the gene METTL18, whose product is annotated as methyltransferase like 18. Bases 1 to 1050 code for a protein of 349 amino acids. Lineage: Eukaryota; Metazoa; Chordata; Aves; Psittaciformes; Psittacidae. The record is from RefSeq and is a predicted model, not a curated record. Gene Ontology annotation, molecular function: protein-L-histidine N-tele-methyltransferase activity. Gene Ontology annotation, biological process: peptidyl-histidine methylation, to form tele-methylhistidine. The transcript has a single exon.